Anneissia japonica is the source of this 1335-nucleotide messenger RNA. RefSeq names its product elongation factor 1-delta-like. Gene Ontology annotation, molecular function: guanyl-nucleotide exchange factor activity; translation elongation factor activity. The record is from RefSeq and is a predicted model, not a curated record. The transcript has 12 exons. Gene Ontology annotation, biological process: translational elongation. Gene Ontology annotation, cellular component: cytosol; eukaryotic translation elongation factor 1 complex. NCBI's taxonomy places the organism in Eukaryota, Metazoa, Echinodermata, Crinoidea, Comatulida, Comatulidae. The coding region runs from base 147 to 974 and encodes 275 amino acids.
CGUCAAGAGUGUUCUUGAAGCCAUUUUCAUAGGUUAUAUAAUCUGCUGUCCUUUUAGACACACGUCGUUGACCACACUGGAAAUUCCAGUGGGUAUACCAUAUAUUUUGGAGUUUUAGUGACUACGGUAUCACUUUGAAAUACUGAAUGAAAAUGGCUGCUCAUCAAAUGACGCUUGAUUCUGUGUGGUUUGACAAGUUUCGUGUUGAGGAUGCAGAGAGACAAUACCAGGAGAGGCUGGCAUCUCAACAUGCAGGACUAGUUGUUGAGAGCUCCGGUCCCACCAGCCAUAUUGUCAGUGAGAUAGAACGUGCCCGACAAACCAUUCAGUCCUCACUCCGUAGCGAUUUCUUGGGUGUAGGGUUGAGCGUAGGCGUUGGUGUGGAUACAGCUGGUGUUUCAAACCAAAGGAUUGAAGCUGUUGAAAAAGAAAACAAACUCUUGCGGGAAGUGACGGAGGAUUUAAGAGCAUCUGUAUCCAUGCUAAUAGCACGAGUAACAGCCCUGGAAAAAUCAGCAGGUACACCUCAAGUAAAUGGAACAAAAGAAGAGGCAGCUAAAGCAGUGGAAGCGGCAGGUGAUGAUGACGACGACGACGACUUUAAUCUUGAUGAUUCCGAUGAUGAAGAUGCUGAAGAAGUUGCAAAACUGAAAGCAGAAAGGCUUGCAGCUUAUGCUGCUAAGAAAGCAAAAAAGCCAGCAUUGAUUGCUAAAUCCAACAUUAUUCUUGAUGUGAAACCGUGGGAUGAUGAAACGGACAUGGUUGAGCUGGAGAGGCAGGUGCGUGAAGUUUCAACAGAUGGACUUAAGUGGGGCACAGGUAAAUUAAUGCCAGUUGCCUAUGGGAUAAAAAAGCUGCAAAUAUCAUGCGUAGUGGAAGAUGAUAAAGUUGGUACUGAUUUCCUUGAAGAAGAAAUUACAGCUUUAGAAGAUUAUGUCCAGAGUGUGGAUGUAGUAGCAUUCAAUAAAAUCUAAACAUUUCAUUUUGUUUAGAAAUGUAUUCAUCAACAAAAGCAAAACCACUACUUAUUGGUUUAUUGAUUUCAUAAUUCUCAGUAUUUGAUUUUUAUAGACAUUUAUUUAAUAAAUAAUAUGAAAUUAAAAAUUUAUCUUGAAUUCAUAUUUCAACAUCAAAUAUAUAAUUUAUUUGUUGACUUGUUGAUUUACUUUAACUAAUCCCUGGUCUAUCAAUUACAAAUUUAUUUGCAAAUAAUAUAUUACAGAGAUAUAUUUGUUUAUAUACAGUAGUGAACGUCUUAUCAUCCCCUUUUAAGGGUCAUUGUCAAUUUUGUUGGUUGUGCUAUCUACAAUUAAAUCGGUCCAAGAUUUUCAAUUA